This is a messenger RNA of Aspergillus brunneoviolaceus CBS 621.78, 333 nucleotides long. RefSeq lists its product as uncharacterized. NCBI's taxonomy places the organism in Eukaryota, Fungi, Ascomycota, Eurotiomycetes, Eurotiales, Aspergillaceae. The coding region runs from base 1 to 333 and encodes 110 amino acids. The record is from RefSeq and is a predicted model, not a curated record. The transcript has a single exon.
AUGGCCGCCUUCAUCGGAAUCUCCUGGUGGCUAGGGCUGGAGGUGAAUGCGUCCCUAUUCUUGACCUUCAAGCGACGCCGCGGACUAUAUUUCUGGUCCUGCGCAUUCGUCUCGUGGGCGAUCGUCCUCCAACCUCUCCUUAUCAUCCUCGCCGACUUCAAUGUCUGGACGGACCCCGUCCCCUCCAUCACUAUGAUCUACCUCACAUGGCUGAUCAUGGUCGUUCCGCAAAGUUGGGUCUUCUACUCGCGACUCCAUCUGCUGCUUCGCAAUGCAAGGACUCUGAGGACGAUAAGGUUCAUUCUUAGAUACUCUCAAAAAAAAGAUUUUUAA